Messenger RNA from Pichia membranifaciens NRRL Y-2026, 1426 nucleotides. RefSeq lists its product as hypothetical. The transcript has 2 exons. Gene Ontology annotation, biological process: formaldehyde catabolic process. NCBI's taxonomy places the organism in Eukaryota, Fungi, Ascomycota, Pichiomycetes, Pichiales, Pichiaceae. Gene Ontology annotation, molecular function: S-(hydroxymethyl)glutathione dehydrogenase [NAD(P)+] activity; zinc ion binding. The record is from RefSeq and is a predicted model, not a curated record. Bases 67 to 1212 code for a protein of 381 amino acids. Gene Ontology annotation, cellular component: cytosol.
GGUGAACUUUGAGUUCUUGCUUCUACAAGAAUAAUUUCAAACCAGAAAUAACUAACAUCAAGAACAAUGUCUACCGUAGGAAAGACUAUUAAAUGUAAGGCAGCCGUUGCAUGGGCUCCAAACACUGACCUAUCUAUCGAAACCAUUGAGGUUGAGGCUCCAAAGGCCCAUGAAGUCAGAGUUAAGGUCGACUUUACUGGUGUUUGUCACACUGACGCUUACACAUUAUCAGGACAGGAUUCUGAAGGUGCUUUCCCUGUCAUUUUCGGUCACGAAGGUGCAGGAAUUGUUGAAUCUGUUGGUGAAGGUGUCACCAACGUCAAGCCAGGUGACAGUGUUGUUUUACUUUACACCCCAGAAUGCCGUGAAUGUAAGUUCUGCAAGUCUGGUAAAACCAACUUAUGUGGUAAGAUUAGAGCCACCCAAGGUAAAGGUUUAAUGCCAGACGGAACCUCUAGAUUUAAAUGUGAUGGCAAACCUUUGUUCCACUACAUGGGUUGUUCGUCAUUUGCUCAAUACACUGUUGUUGCUGACAUCUCGGUUGUUGCCGUUGAUCCUAAGGCACCAAUGGACAGAACCUGUUUGUUAGGUUGUGGUAUCACCACUGGUUAUGGUGCUGCUGUCAACACUGCAAAGAUGGAUGAAGGUGAUACCGUUGCAGUUUUCGGUAUCGGAUGCAUUGGCCUCUCCGUGAUCCAGGGUGCUGUUGAAAAGAAAGCAUCUAGAAUCAUCGCCAUUGAUAUCAACGAUAAGAAGAAAGAAUGGGCUUCAGACUUUGGCGCCACCGAUUUCAUUAACCCAAUGAAGGACUUGAAGGAAGGUGAAACUAUUGUUUCUAAGCUAGUUGAGAUGACUGACGGCGGAUUAGACUGGACUUUUGACUGUACCGGUAACGUUCAAGUCAUGAGAAACGCCUUAGAGGCAUGCCACAAGGGAUGGGGUACUUCCAUCAUCAUCGGUGUUGCUGCUGCCGGUAAGGAAAUUUCCACCAGACCAUUCCAAUUGGUCACCGGAAGGGUUUGGAAGGGUUGUGCCUUCGGCGGUGUCAAGGGUAGAACGCAACUGCCAGGAUUGGUUGAGAAGUAUGUCGACGGCACUUUGAAAGUUGAUGAGUUCAUAACACACAGACAUCCUUUGGAAAAAAUCAACCAAGCUUUCCACGACAUGCACGAUGGUGACUGUAUCAGAGCCGUCAUUAAGAUGGACGAUUAACUAUGCCAUGGUAAAGAAUCACGUCUAUGAAGUAAUAUUCUCCAUCUCUGCUCUGUAUGCAAACUACUGUGCGCAUGUACUCCGGAAUGAGGCGUGAUUAGCCUGCCAGCUCUUUACAUACAUUUUUUUCAGCAAACCCACCCUUAUUUAUAGUAAUAACAUGAACCUGUUUCACUAAUACAUCAGUAACAGCAAGGUAGUUGUUCUCUUAGGC